Eublepharis macularius is the source of this 3522-nucleotide messenger RNA. It is a transcript of the gene ERCC4, whose product is annotated as ERCC excision repair 4, endonuclease catalytic subunit. Gene Ontology annotation, cellular component: nucleotide-excision repair factor 1 complex. The transcript has 11 exons. Gene Ontology annotation, molecular function: single-stranded DNA endonuclease activity; single-stranded DNA binding; damaged DNA binding. The record is from RefSeq and is a predicted model, not a curated record. Bases 60 to 2768 code for a protein of 902 amino acids. Lineage: Eukaryota; Metazoa; Chordata; Lepidosauria; Squamata; Eublepharidae. Gene Ontology annotation, biological process: double-strand break repair via homologous recombination; resolution of meiotic recombination intermediates; nucleotide-excision repair involved in interstrand cross-link repair.
GCGGCGGCGAAUGCGCCCGUUUCCGUCGCCGGUUCCUGACGGCGCCUCCUGUCGCCAUCAUGGCGGCGGCUUCGUCGUCGGUGCCGCUGGAGCACGAGACCCAGAUCUUCCUGGAUCUUUUCCACCAGGACGGGCUGGUGAUCUGCGCCCGGGGGCUGGGCAUCGACCGCCUCCUGCUGCGCUUCCUGCGGCUCUAUUGCGUGCCCGCCAGCUUGGUCUUGGUGCUGAACACCAGCCCCGCAGAGGAGGAGUUCUUUAUUGACCAGCUGAGGAGGUGUAAUGUAGCUCAUCUUCCUCGGCGCAUUACAAAUGAAAUCCCCAGCAACAGUCGCUAUGAAGUAUACAUGCAAGGGGGCAUCGUAUUUGCUACUAGCCGCAUCCUUGUGGUGGAUUUUCUAACAGGCAGAAUUCCUUCUGAUCUUAUUACUGGCAUCCUAGUGUACAAAGCCCACAGAAUCAUUGAAUCUUGCCAAGAGGCCUUUAUCCUGCGGCUCUAUCGGCAGAAGAACAAGCAGGGUUUCGUCAAAGCCUUCUCUGACAACGCCGUUGCCUUUAACACUGGGUUUUGUCAUGUGGAAAGAGUGAUGAGGAAUCUCUUCGUCAGGAAGCUUUACCUGUGGCCAAGGUUUCACGUGGCAGUGCACUCCUUUUUAGAACAGCACAAGCCAGAAGUGGUGGAAUUGCAUGUGAACAUGACUCCGGCCAUGCGCACCAUCCAGAGUUCAAUCCUGGACAUCCUGAACGCCUGUUUGAAAGAACUGAAGAAUUGUAACCCUGCUCUGGAGGUAGAGGAUCUGUCGCUGGAAAAUGCAAUCGGCAAGUCUUUUGACAAGACUAUUCGUCACUAUCUAGACCCUCUUUGGCACCAGCUUGGAGCGAAGACCAAAUCAUUGGUCCAGGAUUUGAAGAUUCUUCGGACUUUGCUGCAGUAUUUAACUCAGUAUGACUGCAUCACGUUUCUGAACCUUUUGGAAUCCUUGAGAGCCUCAGAAAAAGCCUUCGGUCAGAAUUCAGGCUGGCUUUUUCUUGAUUCCAGUACUUCCAUGUUUCUGAACGCUCGGGCUCGAGUUUAUCACCUUACAGAUAACAAGGAAAAUAAGAAAAGAAAAGCUGCUGGAAAAACAGAUGUUGAGGAAGAAAAAGGGCAGAAAAGGGUAUUGAUCUUGGAAAGCAAUCCGAAGUGGGAGGCCCUGAGAGAGGUGCUCAAGGAGAUUGAGACGGAGAAUGCCAGCAGUGAAGCUCUUGGUGGGCCAGGACGAACGCUUAUCUGUGCAGGGGAUGACCGAACAUGUGCUCAGCUGAAGGAGUUUAUCACUGUUGGGGCCAGUGCUUUUUUAAUGAGACUCUACCACAAAACCUUUGGGAAGGACAAGGAAGCUGGUGAGGUAUUCCUGAAGGAACGGAAGGCAGCCGAGUGCCAGGAUGAGGGUGGUAGAGAACCUUGGCCGAAAAAAGCCAAAAAGAAAUCCUCAAAGCCAAAGAAAAGCCAAAGGAAGCGAGAGUUGACUCUCACACAGAUGAUGGGCAAGUGCGAGCAGGAUACUAUGGGGGAACGAGACUCCUACGAAGAAGUCAGCAGCGGCCAAGAGAGUGGUGGGGAAGUCAGACCUGAAGACUUUGUGCUGGACCUGCCUUCAGAAUCCUGUUACGGGAUCUUAAAGGAGCCGUUGACCGUAAUCCAUCCCUUGAAUGGCUGUAGUGACCCCUAUGCUCUCACGCGGGUCUUGCACGAGGUGGAUCCCCGGUACGUCGUCUUGUAUGAUGCAGAGCUGACUUUUGUCCGCCAGCUAGAGAUUUACAAGGCCAGCAGACCUGGGAAACCUUUGAGAGUUUACUUCCUUAUAUAUGGAGGGUCCACAGAAGAACAGCGCUAUCUGACCACGCUAAGGAAGGAAAAAGAAGCAUUCGAAAAACUCAUUCGAGAGAAGGCCAGCAUGGUCAUCCCUGAAGAACGAGAAGGAAGAGAUGAGACCAAUUUGGAUCUAGUCAGGGAUGCUACUCCGGCUGCUGUUUCCACCGAUACACGUAAAGCAGGUGGCCAGGAUCAGAAGAGCGUCCAGCAUAGCAUCGUGGUGGACAUGCGUGAAUUCCGCAGUGAGCUUCCCUCUUUGAUCCAUCGCCGGGGCAUCGACAUUGACCCCGUGACCUUGGAAGUCGGCGACUACAUCCUCACACCUGACAUUUGCGUUGAGCGCAAGAGCAUCAGUGAUUUGAUUGGUUCCCUCAAUAAUGGGAGGCUUUAUGGCCAGUGCGUCUCCAUGUGCCGCUAUUAUAAGCGCCCCGUCCUCCUCAUCGAGUUCGACCCCAGUAAAUCCUUCUCUCUCGCCCCGCGGGCUUCCCUCCGCCAAGAGAUCUCCAGCAGUGACGUCACUUCCAAACUUGUCCUGCUGACCCUUCACUUCCCCCGGCUCCGGCUCCUCUGGUGCCCUUCUCCUUAUGCCACCGCAGAACUGUUUGAGGAGCUGAAACAGAACCGGCCCCAGCCUGACUCAUUGACGGCAGCGGCUAUUACAGCGGAUUCAGAAAGCAUCCCCGAGUCAGACAAAUACAGCCCAGGCCCCCAAGACUUCUUGCUAAAAAUGCCAGGGGUGAAUGCCAAAAACUGCCAGGCGAUACUGAACCACAUCAACAGCCUGGCGGAACUCAUGACGCUCUCUCAGGACAAAUUGGCAGAACUGCUGGGCAACACUAACAGUGCCAAGCAGCUGUAUGAAUUCAUUCAUUUGCCAUACACAGAAGCUGUUUCUCAAGGGAAAGCCAAGAGGUGAUGAAGAGCGUUGAGGCCCCCUGGUGAAUCUAAUGUCAGAGUGCCUUUAAUAACUGCUUCUAGUAUCUUUGGGCUGAUCUGAGUAUUCAGGGGGGGAAACCCUGAUACGCUGCAGUCCUCUUGGACAGCUUCAGAAUGCAGGUGAAGGUAGAUCAUGUUUGAAUGCAGUCUAUGACCAAGACUCCCUGUGUGUAGAAAGGUAGCAUGUAUAGCAUAACGUUUGUCUUGAUGUUAGCUUUCUCCAUGCAGGGAUUUUUUAAAAAAAAUUGCAGGGGGAACAUUUCAGACCCAGCUCUCCUUCCUUCCUGCAUUUUAGAAUAUUACAUUCCAGUUGGCCCUUGGACUACAUCUUUUUUUCAUCGCUUGACAAUUGGCUCCCAAUGGUGCGUUGUUCUGGGGCGCUUUGGUUGGCAUGGGUGGCCAGAAACUUUCAAAGAAGUGUCCAACACGUAUUUACUAAUUGAAAAGAAUAGAUAAGAAAUGCUGCACGUCACUUGUGCAUGGUGUUCAGAAACAAAAUUAUCACAUCAUGCUCAUGGACUGGAUCCUUGACAUUCCACCUGCCCCUGGAGACUCGGGUCACAGGAAUUGUGUGGGGUGAAGUUAUCCUCUUUGGGGACUGGGCUGUAAUUUCCGUGCUUUUGUAAUUGUCUGCUUAUACCACAUGUCCAAUUUUCAUGAAUUUUCUUUACACCUACCAUCCAAGGUAGGCCAGAUGAAAUAUCUAUGAAUAAAUAAAUUGCUGGUACUCUUUG